AAAAAAGGGGAAAUCAAAAUCCCGCUCAGUCCCAAAAAAUGAUUUUUGGUUACCCGCUCGUUACUCCCUCUUCUUCCCAUCUCCGUCGCGCGCCCUAAAUCCCCCAAAUAAAACUUUGUACUUAAUUCUUUUUCCCUUUUAAUCUCAAAAUUUGACCCCAGAUUUCCCAUUUCCAACAACACCAAGUCAAUACACCUACACCAAUCGCACUUCUUUUUCCUUUUCAUUUCACUGCACUGAAUUCACUCACCAUAGCUACUCCUUUUCUCUCGAUCUGUUAGGGUUUCUUUUAAUUUUAGGCUUUCAAGGGAACGUACAGUUUCCUUUUAAUUUUACUGGUGAUUUCAAUGGCGACGGAAACCCUAGAUGACAAGAAACCGGAGGAAGAGGAGGUGAAAGAUAAAGAAAACGAAGAGGGAAGUAAGGAGGUUUUGGAGAAACAAAUGGAAGUUGAGGAGAAGGAGAACGAGGAAGAAGAAGAAGAAGAAGAAGAAGAAGAAGAUGAGGAAGAGAAGAGGGAGGAGGAAGAAGAAGAGAGUGAAGAUGAAGGGACUAAAAAGGUCAAAGGUAGUAGUCGAAAGGGGAGUUCUAGGAAAUCUGGUCGAGAUUCGGCUGAGAAGAAAGAGCCAGUGACGCCUAGUAGUGACAGGCCUACAAGGGAAAGGAAAGUCGUAGAAAGGUAUUCAGCUCCUUCUGUUGCAAGGUCUUCCUCGUCUAAAACUCUGUCAAUUGAAAAGGGUAGGGGUACUCAGCUUAAAGAUAUUCCCAAUGUGGCUUUCAAGUUGUCAAAGAGAAAAGCUGAUGAUAAUCUGCAGAUGCUUCAUAUAAUUCUCUUUGGAAAGAAAGCAAAGCCUCACAGUUUGAAGAGAAACAUUGGUCAAUUUUCAGGCUAUGUUUGGGUUGAGAAUGAGCAGGAAAAACAAAAAGCAAAAGUAAGGGAAAAAAUUGACAAAUGUGUUAAAGAAAAAUUGGUUGAUUUCUGUGAUUUGCUGAAUAUUCCAUUUAUGAGGACCAGUGUAAGAAAGGAGGAAGUCACUGCCAAAUUAUUGGAAUUUUUGGAAUCCCCUCAUGCCACUACAGACAUUCUUCUUGCUGACAAGGAACAGAAGGGUAAAAAGCGUAAGGCUACACUAAGCAAAAACAUUGGUUCUGCAGAGGCAUUGGAUACAUCAGCCAAGAAGCGACAAAAAACACCCCAAGGUGGAGAAAAGCGCAAGCGUUCAUCCAAAGCUGAGGAGGAGGAGGAGGAAGAUGAUGAUAAAGUUGAAUCCCCUGUUACUAGAGAUGAUUCUCAUGAAGAUGAUGCUGACACUGCACCAAAAGAAGUGAAUGAUGAUGAGGAGACUAAAUCAGAGGAGGAAGAAGAACCCAAGAAGUCAAGAAAAAAGGGCACUUCAAAAAAGGUUGCAACAGAGAGUCUGGAGUCAAAAAGCAAAGAUAAAUCCGAAUCUGGAAAGAAUCUCACCCCUGCAAAAUCUAGCAAAAACUCUUCUGGAUCAACUUCAAAACAAGAUGCUAGUGAUGGUGGUGGGACUUCUGGCUCUAAAUCAAAGGGUUCUGCAUCAAAGAAGCCUAAGGUUGAAAAGGAAAACUCUAAGGAUGGAUCCACCAAAGAGAAGCUUGCAGUCAAGAAGCAAACAAAUAAGUCAUCAGCAAAGGUUUCUGCUAAAUCACAAGGUAAAAGCAAAAGUGGCAAGAAACCUAAACCUGAGCCUAGUAGGGAAGAGAUUCAUGAAGUUGUCGUAGAUAUUCUAAAAAAAGUGGACUUCAACACUGCAACAUUAUCUGAUAUCCUUAGGCAACUAGGUACACACUUUGACCUGGAUUUGAUGCACAGAAAAGCCGAGGUGAAGGAUAUCAUUACAGAUGUGAUAAAUAACAUGUCUGAUGAGGAUGAGGAAGGGGAUGAAAGUGAGGAGAAUGCCGAUACAGGUGGGGGUGCUGAUAAAGAUGGUGAUGGAGAUGAUGAUGCCUAGUUCUCACUCGAGGAAAUUAUAUGACCGGUAAUUUAUCUCUCCCUCUAGGGAUUUGAUUUGCAAUUCUCAAUAGAAUUAUAAAAUUGUAGUCAUUUUAGAUGUUCAAUAGGUGGGAUUGUAACAUAUGAGGUAGUUACUCUUUUGUAGUAACUUAUUGUAGUAUGCUUGUAGCUGAAGUUUCUCAUAGUGAACAUCAUGUUGUUUAUUCGGCAGAAGUUUCAAAGAUUUGAGUUUUAGAAGAAAGAAUGUACUGUAGUCAAAGAUGAUUAUGUUAACAUUUUGAUCAAACAUUAUGAAAAGUUCUCUUGUUAA
Gossypium raimondii (Peruvian cotton) is the source of this 2288-nucleotide messenger RNA. Its product is annotated as DEK domain-containing chromatin-associated protein 1. NCBI's taxonomy places the organism in Eukaryota, Viridiplantae, Streptophyta, Magnoliopsida, Malvales, Malvaceae. Gene Ontology annotation, biological process: chromatin organization; regulation of double-strand break repair. Gene Ontology annotation, molecular function: histone binding; DNA binding. The transcript is spliced from 11 exons. Bases 348 to 1976 code for a protein of 542 amino acids. Gene Ontology annotation, cellular component: nucleus. The record is from RefSeq and is a predicted model, not a curated record.